AUGCUCCUGCUCCUUUUCCUGCUGAGCACUGCACUGUCCCCCAGGACAGAGGCAGGGGAGAUCAUCGGGGGACAUGAGGCCAGGCCCCACUCUAGACCCUACAUGGCAUAUCUGAAGAUCUACGAUAAGAACACCCAUAAAACAACUCAAUGCGGCGGGUUCCUGAUCCGAAAGGACGUGGUGCUGACAGCUGCUCACUGUCAUGGCAGCUCUAUCAAUGUGACCCUGGGUGCCCACAACAUCCAAAAGUGGGAGAGGAGCUGGCAGGAGAUCUGGACACGCAAGGCCAUUGUCCACCCCUCCUUCAAUUAUGAUAAACGCUUCAACGACAUCAUGUUGCUGAAGCUACAAAGAAAUGCCAGGCUGACUAAAGAAGUGGGACUCCUCAGCCUGCCAGACUCCCAAACCCCGCUGAGACCCGGACAAGUGUGCAGUGUGGCUGGCUGGGGACAGGUUAAUCGUAAGGCCCAUUUAUCAGCCACAUUGCAGGAGGUGGAGAUAACUGUACAAGAGGACGCCAAGUGCAAAGGUCGUGGUCGUUAUAAAAAGUACGAUGGAGCCAGUCAGCUGUGCAUAGGGGACCCCAAGAAAAAAAAGGGUACCAUUCAGGGAGACUCCGGGGGUCCCCUCGUCUGCGACAAUGUGGCCCAGGGCAUCAUCUCCUACGGCAAGAGAAAUGGAUCACCACCGCAGGUCUGCACCAGAAUCUCCAGUUUCAUGCCCUGGAUAAAGGACACCCUGAGAAAGAUGUAA
Messenger RNA from Sorex araneus (European shrew), 753 nucleotides. RefSeq names its product granzyme B-like. The transcript has 5 exons. Gene Ontology annotation, biological process: proteolysis. The coding region runs from base 1 to 753 and encodes 250 amino acids. Gene Ontology annotation, cellular component: cytoplasm; intracellular membrane-bounded organelle. The record is from RefSeq and is a predicted model, not a curated record. Gene Ontology annotation, molecular function: serine-type endopeptidase activity. NCBI's taxonomy places the organism in Eukaryota, Metazoa, Chordata, Mammalia, Eulipotyphla, Soricidae.